UAACCCGUGAAAAUAAAAUUUAGAACCCAAAAAUUUCCUAACAUGCGAAAACAUAUUUUAGAACCCUCCAAAAUUUUCUCUCACUAAAACAAAACAUCGAUAACUGAGACACCCAAAUCUCACUAGAACCUACCAUUCUCUCACUAGAACCUUCCAAAUCUCACUAGUCGAACAAAUCUCUCGCCCAAAUCUGUGAUAUUUAUGUGAAAUAGAGCAUGGGUGGAGCAUAUUUUGCAAUUUAUCUCAUAUUUCUGUAGUUUUGCUAAUUUGUGAAGUAAAAAAACUCUAGUGUUUUUUUCCAUCCGUGAAAUUUUAGCUGAAGAGACAAUAUUAAGGUUCAUGGUGUCUUUGUCGAGUCCAAACUUCUUGGAGCUUCCCAAUUCAGGGGGUGUCAAGUCCUUGGACCUUCGUAUUGGUCUUGGGGAAACCCCACUUGAUGGUGAUAUGCCAUGAAUCAAGAAAGGCGUACAACAACAAAAAAAAAAACUUACAAGCGCAAGAUAUGUUUCAGCUGGAUCACUUACAGCGUUAAAGAAUUCACUAAAAGGAACCAAAAAACUGUUCAGACUACAUGUUCAAAAUACGGAAAGCAACAAUGUUCGUGAAAGAACAAGUGCAACAAUUGUCAUUGUAUUCUACCCCUCGUGUUGUACAAGAACUACUAGAAAAAGUGAAUCAAGUGCCACUAAAUUCUUCCUCUGCUGCAGCACAAGAAGUAGAAAAACAAGUGCAGCAAUUGCUUCUUGGUUCUACCUCUACUGUAGCACAAAAAGCACAAAAAAACGUGUAAAAAAUAGCACUACAUUCUAGCUCUUUUACAAAACAAGCAAAUCCACAAAAUGGACAGCAGGAGUCACUGUGUUUUGCCUGUUCUGCAAAAGCAACAGUUACAAAAAAAUGGCAGCAAGUGUUACUGCAUUCUACUUCUUCAGAAAUAAAAGCAAUUCUAAAAGAUGGGCAGUAAAGGACAUUGCAUUCUACCUCUUCUGCAGCAAAAGCAGUACUUGAAGAUAGGUCCAACUGAAAAGGAAAAAAGAGGUAGAACACAAAUGCAAACAAUAUAUGGGAGGACAGAACGCAGAUUGAUUGUGUUAAAUGAGCACAACCAACCAAUUGUUCCUACUUUAGGAGUUGUACAAGAGUUGAGUAGCUUUCUUGGCACACUGGCAAGGAAUUCGACCUUUUGCCCUCUCACUGUUAAGACUUGGAAGAAAGUGAACACAAAAAAGGACAUGUGGAAUUAUAUCAAGGAGAAAUAUGACAUUCCUAAUGCCGGACAGAAAUGGGCCUUAGGAACAAUUCAAGAUGCUUGGAGAAUGUUUAACUAUUCCAAUGACAAAGUUUGA
This is a messenger RNA of Capsicum annuum, 1346 nucleotides long. RefSeq lists its product as uncharacterized. The transcript is spliced from 5 exons. The coding region runs from base 954 to 1346 and encodes 130 amino acids. The record is from RefSeq and is a predicted model, not a curated record. Lineage: Eukaryota; Viridiplantae; Streptophyta; Magnoliopsida; Solanales; Solanaceae.